CCGAGCCCCGUGCCGUGCGCUCAGCUCCUCCGCACCCCGGGGCUGUGUUCGGUGCCCCUGUCCCGGUCGUUUGUUCCACCCCCCCGGGAUCUCUGCCUCGGGAUUCCCCCCAGGCGGGCCCGAGGGGGUGAGACCCCCGGUGGAGGCGGGGGGAGGUCGGUAGGAGGCCCCUUCCCCUCCCCCGACCGGACACCGCCUGAAGCUCCCUUUGGUUCCCCUUCUCCAGGCUUCAGCCAGGGGGGUCCCGCGGGCAGCUCCACCAUGUCGGACAGUGACCCGGGGGACGAGGACGGCGCCAUAUCCCCUGACCCCUCGCAGUGCAAGAGAAAGAGAAGGGGCAACCUCCCCAAGGAGUCGGUGAAGAUCCUGCGGGACUGGCUGUACGAGCACCGCUUCAACGCCUACCCCUCGGAGCAGGAGAAGCUCAGCCUCUCGGGACAGACCAGCCUCUCCGUGCUGCAGAUCUGCAACUGGUUCAUCAACGCCCGGCGGCGGCUGCUCCCCGACAUGCUGCGCAAGGACGGCAAGGACCCCAACCAGUUCACCAUCUCCCGCCGGGGGAGCAAA
Molecule: messenger RNA, 567 nt
Organism: Cyanistes caeruleus (blue tit)
Lineage: Eukaryota; Metazoa; Chordata; Aves; Passeriformes; Paridae
Gene: TGIF2
Product: TGFB induced factor homeobox 2
Biological process (GO): regulation of DNA-templated transcription
Molecular function (GO): DNA binding
Source: RefSeq, a predicted model, not a curated record